Molecule: messenger RNA, 1791 nt
Organism: Aphanomyces invadans
Lineage: Eukaryota; Oomycota; Saprolegniomycetes; Saprolegniales; Verrucalvaceae
Exons: 3
Coding region: 47-1255 (402 amino acids)
Source: RefSeq, a predicted model, not a curated record
AAGGACGUGGGAAUCGUGCCGCUGCUGCUCAUACCACAAUUGGUCCAUGAGUCCUCAGACAAAGCCGACGUCGACGGCGCCGCUGCCGUCCGUGGACCCUGCCGCGGCACAGAAAGCGCUCGAUAAGAAGAUGAAGCAAAGACUUUACAUUCGCAAGAUGAUGCGAAUCUACCGCGAUGAGCAUCGACAGUGCCGCGAGUACCUGAUCAAGCGCAUCGACGAACUCUCUGUGCAACUCGCCGAACUCGUGCGCAGAUCGUCUGUGCGAAAGGAAUCGUCCACGAUGCUGUCGUGGCGUGACGUUUCACACGCCAUACACGAAGACCUGCAAGCGUGUGCAGGCGACAACCAGGGGCUCGAGAGCCAAGUUGGCGCGUACAGAAACCUCCUUGGCAACAUGCAACGAUGGGUUGCAUCAUGUGAACGCGUCACGGAGUCGUUGAGCCCGGCGCAGCCAUCGUGGCGGUUGGCGACAUUGCUCGCCGAUCCUCAGGCAAGACGUCUGGGGAAGGCAUGGAUCACACAGCACAUGUAUCACAACUCUGGCAAGAUGUUCCAAAACUUCCCGCCGGCAUCGCCAUGGGAGGAUGUGUCGGCGAUCGACGUCUCGUUCGAAGGAGACCUUAUGUACCUGACGUUGCAACGGCAGUUCGUGCUUCCUGGGCCAUUACACGACGUUUUGGAAAUGUAUCGCCAUCAUUUGAUCGAUGUAAUGAUGCCUGAGCACUUUGAAAAUCGCGAUGUUCAGUCGCUGACCGAGACCACUGACACGACGGUGCUGCAUCAAGCGAUCACGCCCCACACGAAUGAGUUCAUGUCGUUCCUUGGCGGGGAGUUCCAUGACGGCCCCGACAAAGUCAUGUUUGUCAUUCAGCAGAUCGUCGACGACGAAACACAGACCAAGCACCACCACCAUCAUCGCCAGCGGAAUCGCAAGUUCUGGUUCGUCCAACCUGAUCUCUCAAGCUCCUUGGAACAAGCUCAUCACGACGGUAGGGUCGAGAUGCGGCCACAGCCCGUUGGUGGUGGGACCUACAUCAGGUACAUCGCGAUCUGCACCCAGAGCCUCGCGCAAGGUCGAUACUUCACGCUCGAGGAAGAGGCAUCCGUGUUUGGGUUGGACUUGUCGACCUGCCCCGACGUCGACAAAGAGUCACGACUGACUACGCACAUGACCCGCAUUAUAUGGCAAAAGCGAUGGAAUUGUCAGAAACGAGCGGGCGACCUACUUAGCCAGAGCAUCGUGGCAACCUAAUCUAUCGAACACCGCCCGUGUCGCCGUCCUACAGCUGCGUUCGCCAUCUCGGCAUUUAACAAGUGAAAUCUUCGGCAAGUACUGACUGUGUGGAGAGGACGACCUGCCCACAUUGCAUCCCGUGCCAUGGAAACCUCGAAACGUCCCUUUCGUUGUCGAAGUGGUGCUCGAAGGUGCCCUUGACAAACAUGUCCAUGUGCAGCAUGUCGUUUAGGUUGUACAGCAGGACGUCCGUGUUGUAUUCAUGGGGACAACUCAAGGGCCAUUACGACCAACAGACACUGGUAUCGGCUGUCCGUGGCUUCCAGUCCAUGUGACAGUUGAUCGACUUGGUGUGCCACGUACUCUUGGUACAGUCCCUUGGGCCCGUAGCCACUGAUGGUCGGAAGUCGGAGGACCUCUUGGGAGCGACGACUUGCCGUGGUGUCGUCCAAGCCGCGUGACCUCCCUCAACUUUGUCAAUGGAGGUAUUUGUAAAAUUUAGCCAAUCAUGGACGUUUCCAGCAUAAAUUUUGAAAUUUUAGCGAUUUGUGAAA